Balaenoptera ricei (Rice's whale) is the source of this 2168-nucleotide messenger RNA. RefSeq names its product N-terminal Xaa-Pro-Lys N-methyltransferase 1 (gene NTMT1). Bases 839 to 1510 code for a protein of 223 amino acids. The transcript is spliced from 7 exons. The record is from RefSeq and is a predicted model, not a curated record. Gene Ontology annotation, molecular function: N-terminal protein N-methyltransferase activity. NCBI's taxonomy places the organism in Eukaryota, Metazoa, Chordata, Mammalia, Artiodactyla, Balaenopteridae. Gene Ontology annotation, cellular component: cytoplasm.
CAAAAGCGGCGCGCGCCGCGAGGUGUCGCGUCUGGUAGAGGUUAGGCGGAGCUGCUCGGGGGCUGGUGGGGUCUUCGCCGCCGUCGCCGCCGCCGCCGCCUCCGCCCUCCCUUCCUCUUCCCCGUCCUCUUCUCCAGGGUCCUAGGAGCCCCCGCGUGGGGGGGUUUUCAGCUGUUUUUGAGGACCAUACCGGGAGGUCAGUGACUUAACUACAGCCCCGUGGAGUACUGUAAAGGGGGCGGAGCGAGCCCCCCGGGAGCACAGACGUGCACAGCUUUCCUGGGGGACCGGGGGGCUUUCACCCCUGCACCGAGGGACUCCUGUGGCUCGGUGCCGGGACGCAGUGGUGAAAAGGCAAGGUCCUACCUCGGGGACUUCCAUUCCAGUGGAGGCCAGAUGGUCAGUAAACAGUGUCAUUUCAACUAGAAAUACGCACUCGGAAGGCAGCAACCACGGGGACUGGCCUCUGGGUGUUGAACUUUAUCUGGACAAGCCUCACAGCAGCUGGAACAGCCCUGCACACGGACCCCGAGUUUCCCGUUGGAAGGGCAGCGCACGCUCCUGUCUUCCUGGAGCAGUCUUCUUCGUUGCUGAGCGAACGCUUCCUCAUCCUUGACGUUAGCUGGUGUGUCGCUUCUCCUGACACCUGUGCUCUGCCAGCACCUCGUACCUCUCCGCAGCCCUCACACAUGCGUGAUCGUGUGUAUCCGCCUGGCCGUCUCCCUGUUCACAGACAGCACCUGGCACAGAGUCAGGCUCAUGGGUAACCGUGGACUGGACCCCACAGGGACGCCGCUGCUGAGUCUGGUGCCUGAGCAGAGACGUGGCUCGCGACAGCAUGACGAGUGAGGUGAUCGAGGACGAGCAACAAUUCUAUUCCAAGGCCAAGACGUACUGGAAGGAGGUCCCGGCCACCGUGGACGGCAUGCUCGGGGGGUACGGCCACAUCUCCAGCAUCGACAUCAGCAGCUCCCGGAAGUUCCUGCAGAGGUUUCUGAGGGAAGGCCCAAACAAGACGGGCACCUCGUAUGCCCUGGACUGCGGCGCUGGCAUUGGAAGGAUCACCAAGAGGCUGCUCUUGCCUCUCUUCGGAGCGGUGGACAUGGUGGACGUGACGGAGGACUUCCUGCUCAAGGCUAAGACCUACCUGGGUGAGGAGGGCAAGAGAGUGAGGAACUUCUUCUGCUGCGGCCUCCAGGACUUCAGCCCGGAGCCUCACUCUUACGACGUUAUCUGGAUCCAGUGGGUGAUAGGCCACCUGACCGAUCAGCACCUGGCCGAGUUCCUGCGGCGCUGCAAGCGGGGCCUCCGCCCCAACGGCAUCAUCGUCAUCAAAGACAACAUGGCCCAGGAGGGCGUGAUCCUGGACGAUGUGGACAGCAGCGUGUGCCGGGACCUUGACGUGGUCCACAGGAUCGUCCACAGCGCGGGCCUCAGCCUCCUGGCCCAGGAGCGGCAGGAGAACCUUCCGGACGAGAUCUACCAUGUCUACAGCUUAGCCCUAAGAUGAGCGGGGCUGGCAGGAGAGAGGGACCAGUGUGGGGUGGGGGAGGGCUGGCAGCCGGGUGAGGUCCACAAGCUCAACCUCGGCGGUUCGGGAGUGUCGAGCGGGGCCGCUAAAUACACCUGUCUGCCGUCCACUCACUAUACAGACUCUUAUUAAAAAGGCAUAAGGGGACCCAGUUGGGAGGGGUGCUGCUGAAUGGGACAUUGAGUGCAACCCCUGCCUGGGCCCCUGGUGCUCGCCUCGUGGGAAUCCGGCGAUCCCAUCAGAAGUGAGAUUCCCUGCUCUCCAGUACCACCACCUGGCCUUCCUGCCACAGGCCUGGCUGGCUGAAGAGGAAGAGAGUAACCAUUAAAGCGGCUGCUGAGGACUUUAUACCUCCAGAGGGGAAGGGAGCGGAGCUGGGCCGGUGGAGCCUGCGGCUCUCAGUGCCCUCCUGCCUGCGCUGAGCCUACGUGGUGCCUGCCGAGUGGUGCAGUGGAUGGAUGUCCACGUUCCGAGUGCUAUUUGGCGAUGGAGCCCUCGUGCCCUUAACGUGAUCGCCACAACAGCCUGCAGGGAGGGGAGAGGCCUGGAGCUUCCCUGUUGGCUGUGCCUUGUGGCUCCUCCUUAGGGGGCAUUUUCAGUCACAAAUAAAAGGGUGAACCCCUGUACUGGAAAGGCC